Spizellomyces punctatus DAOM BR117 is the source of this 1729-nucleotide messenger RNA. RefSeq lists its product as uncharacterized. Gene Ontology annotation, molecular function: histone binding; DNA binding. NCBI's taxonomy places the organism in Eukaryota, Fungi, Chytridiomycota, Chytridiomycetes, Spizellomycetales, Spizellomycetaceae. The record is from RefSeq and is a predicted model, not a curated record. The transcript has 9 exons. Gene Ontology annotation, biological process: regulation of double-strand break repair; chromatin organization. The coding region runs from base 202 to 1545 and encodes 447 amino acids. Gene Ontology annotation, cellular component: nucleus.
UCGGACAUGGACAUGCUUUCGUCUUGGGCUGCACAGUGGUCUUUCGAUACUUUGCACAGUGGAGACGACUUGGAAAGAAGACGGCGUUCCACUAUCGCAUUACUCCUUUCACAAAGCUCUCCUUAACCAUACGCGUCAGAUCGUGCCCAUCUUGGCUCUGGUCGGCUGUCACCCUGUGAACACUCCUUUCUUGGCUGCAUCAUGAGCUCUUCGAAAAAAAAGAACACCGAUAAAUCAAAGGGGAAAGCUGCUCCUAGCGACGCUUCACCAGUACCCUCCGAUGAUACUUCUACAGACCAGCCGGAAGAAGUGAAAACCAUCACAGCCCCUGAACCGGAAAAGCGCAAAAGGGGCCGUCAGCCCAAAAGUGCACAAGAAAACACAAAGGGCAAAGAAAACAUCAAAGGAAAAGACGUAGUUGAUAAUAAAAAAAAGGAGGAGCAGGAACCAGAAGAUGCACCGUCCCCCAAAAGGGCGAAAACUGAAGAGGACACUACACCCACUGAAGGCCGUGUUAAGCGCGAGCGAAAGGCUACAGUGCAUUACAACGUGGACGCCCCUUCUAAAGCUCCGAAGAAGAUUGAGAUACCUGAGGGAAAAGGACAGCCGCUGAAAGACAUUCAAGCCAUUCAUGAUGUGAUAACGACUACCCGCGCGAGCGACGAAGUAUUGAAAGGAUUCCAUAGUCUGAUUUGGGGAAGAGCUGCCCAUAAACAUCUCAAGCAGGACUUGUUGAACUUCAAGGGGUUUAACUUUCAAUCGGACAAGGAGCACGAUGUCGUUUUGCGCAAAUUAGAGAAAUGGAUGCUGACUGGGCUAAAGGAACUUUCUCACCUCCUUUGCCUCGAAUCUUCUGGAACCAAGGAAGUGAUCAUUGAAAGGAUAUUCAAGUUUUUACAAGAGCCAUCGGAGGAGGCUAUCAAGUCUGGUAGCAAAAAGAAGCAGUCUUCCAAAUCUGCAAAGAAAGAUGCUGCAAAAGAUGCCCCGAAAAAGCGUAUACCAAAGUCAAAGACAGCUUUUGAGGUCUUUGCUAAAGAGAAGCGUGACGAGGUCACAAAGGAGUUGGGCGAAGACGCAGAAAAGGACGCUAUCGACAAGCAGCUGAAUAAGCUCUUCCAAGGCUUAAGCGAAGAGCAGAAAACAGCAUAUGAGCAGAAGCUGGAAGCUUCAAAAGUCAAGGCCAAAAAAGACGAUGCCGUUAAAAAGGCAUCCGGCGACACCAAACCAAAAAAGCGAGCCGCACCUAGCAAAAAGGCAACGGAAGUUGUAGAAUCAGAAGAGGACGUGGAAAAUAAAAACAAAAACGAGGAAACGGCACCUGCGAAAAAAAGCAAACCCUCAAAGAAGAAAAAUGGAUCAUCCACUGGGCCGACAGAUGCUCAAAUUGAAAAAGAAAUUAAAAGUAUUCUCAAAGAUGCAAACCUCCAAGAUCUGACGUCAAAGAAGGUGCGUAGCCAUCUUCAAGAGGUCUUCAAUUGUGACCUUUCAGGAAAGAAGGAGUUCAUCAAAGAGAAGAUUGAUCAAUGGUUGGGGGAGCAGGAGUGAGUAAAGCGUAGCUAGAUGCAUUAGCUGGAUGUUGGCAGACUGGAAACUCGGUCAUGGACCGGGCGCUUUCAUGUACUAUAGUCUCGACGUCAGCCAUCUAUUGGCAUACCCUGCAAUCGGCUAAAUUGAAGGCAGCGGGCGUGAUUUAUAGGAAUAUUAAAAUAUUCUCUUCGUCGCAUUAGCA